Saprolegnia diclina VS20 is the source of this 3136-nucleotide messenger RNA. RefSeq lists its product as hypothetical. Lineage: Eukaryota; Oomycota; Saprolegniomycetes; Saprolegniales; Saprolegniaceae. The record is from RefSeq and is a predicted model, not a curated record. Gene Ontology annotation, molecular function: protein binding. The transcript has 4 exons. The coding region runs from base 13 to 3105 and encodes 1030 amino acids.
CGACAGGCGAGCAUGCGAGCGCUCGGUAUCGCGAUAGUCGUUGGCACCGCCUACAGCCGCAGUACUGCGGUUGUGUCUCUGGUCGAGUGGAACAUCUCAGCGCUCAACGGCCUCUGCGCCUACGAUCGCCUUCAAGUCCAGGCGUCCUGGACAAUUGAGGCUAUGUACGAGCCCACCGAGACGGCCUUCAUAGGGCUUGUGCACGCGGCGACCGAUGAACUCAUUCGUGGCUCGGACGUCGAGCUGCAUGCUGUGCGAACCAGCGAUAAUGACUUAAAGCGCAGUCCGCGAGGGCUUCGCUGCGAGGUCGACCCGGCCAUGUGCCAACCCGACGUGACGACACUCGUUGUCCCCAACCGACCCGACGGAGCGCUACAAGUCGGCGACGAGCUCGAACUUGCGUUUUCCGACGACACGAACGAGCCGCCGGUGGCGACCAAGGCCGAUCUCGAAGCGAUCUUGGACUUCCCAAAUGACUUUGGCUCCACCGUCGCGGGGACCUGGGUCACGCCGCGGCUGCUACGCAUCGAGAUUCUCGUCGCGCCAGUCGACGACGUCUAUAUCCGCGAUAUCCAGCGCUCUCCCAGCGUCAAAGCCUUUCCCACCGAGUACAACGCGCUGGAAGCGUGGACGUAUAGCAGUGUGCCCGUGACCUUUCGUGUGGGCGUUUCCGGCGACUACCGCCUUGUACUGCGGCUUGGCGACCACUCAUUGCUCCCGCACGCGUCCUACGUCGUCUCAAUUGAUGACGACGCGCAUUGUGCGACAGACAAAGUUCUGCACACUCUCGUCCUCGACGCGGCGGCGACAGUUCGCUCACCGUCGUAUGUCAUUCCCGGCAUCCUCGCGCUCGACGGGGACCACUCGGCGACGAUCCCGCACACGUCGACUGUGACCUCUAGUACUGGCUCCUGGUCGAUUCUGAUGUGGGUGUACUUGACCAAAAGAGCCACUGAGGUGCACCAAACGCUGCUGUACAAGGGCUCGGGCAAUGACGACCACCGGACGCCGUCCAUGUGGCUCAAUCCGCACGACCAGACGCUCAUGCUCAGCGUGAGCUCGCGCGACGACAUGUUUGCGUCCGUCUCGAGCGCAUCGGCGCUGCCACUCAGCCGGUGGACGCUUCUUGGCGUCGCGUUGGCCAACCACAGCGCCGACAGCUUUGACGUGACCCUCACAAUCAACGGCCGCGUCGACGCAAGCAUACGCGGUAAUAACGCGACACUGCUUCCGAAUGCCGGCAACGUGUACGUCGGCGGAUGCCCUUGGGUCCGCGGCAUCCAAGGCUUUGUCAGUGACGUCCGCCUCUACGACGACGCCAUGUCUGCGAUGGACAUCGGACGGCUCUUUUCGUCCGAGCAAGCGAUGUACUUUGGGCGUGGCCGCCCGGCGCAGCUUGGGCAGCUGAUCGCUGACUCUACGACCUCAGCGAUGACGGGCACCGAGCUCGUGGGAGCCUCGAUCGAUGCGUCCGACAUGAAUGCCCUUCUCGAAUCUGGCUCGUCGUACCUUUUCGGUCAACGCUACGAUGGUGCAGAGUAUGUCGCAGCUGCACAAGACAGGGAAACCGCCGUCGAGCUCUUCACGUCGGCCUUGCAGCGCGGCGACUGGCGGGCCGCGCGGUAUUUGGGACUCGUUGCCUCGACGUCACACCCAGAGGAUGCUCUCUUGCUGUAUCAUGUGGCUGCCAUGGCGGGGGACUACACGGCCAUGGCGAUCUUGGCGCGCAAGUACCAACAAGCAACGGAUGCCGAGACGGCGGCACACUACUACAGCUGGGCGGGGGCCGAGGCGCAUCGGCAAUACCAUCGUCGUGGCCACGAACCACUGCAUGAAAUGAACUCGCUCUUCCACGCCGACGACGUCGAUGUGACGCUGGGCCAAGCAGGUGACGACGACGCUUGGAUCCAAUAUCAAAAAAUGCGCGCCGACGUCGAAGGCGACCUGGAAGCAAUGACGGCGAUGGGCGAUCUCUACUACUGGGGGGCCCGCGGCUGCGUCCGCGACCACGCCCGCGCAUUUAGUUACUUUCGGCGCGCUGCCGACGCCGGUCAUGUCGUCGCCAUGUCGGCGGCGGGCGGCAUGCUCCUCAAGGGCGAAGGCGUCGACCAAAACAACGUCACAGCGAUCGCGUACUAUGAAAAAGCGGCGGUCGCCCACAACGUGCGGGCUCUCAACGGGCUUGGUUACAUUCACUUUUACGGCUCGGCCAACGUCACCCAAAACCUGACGCAAGGGUUAGCGUACUUUGAAGCGGCGGCGCAGCUGCAGUCGGACGGCGACAGUCUCUUCAACACGGGGUAUUGUUACCUGCAAGGCCUCGGCACCGAUGUGAAUACGACGCGCGCGCUCGAGUACCUCACGGUGGCCGCGCGGUCGUUUGGUCACUUUGACGCUGUGCACGAGCUUGGCACUGUUUACCUCGGUGUUCGACCGACGGGCAACGACCACCGGCGUCUUGCAGCGGCGAUGCCCUACCUCCAGGCAACGACCGACGCUGGGCCAUGGGGAAAGAGUGCCCGCCUUGGCUUUGAUCUCUACCGUCGGCGCGAGGUGCAAGGCGCCAUCUGGCGCUACCACGAAGCGCAUGAGCUCGGCUACCCGGUUGCAGCGGGGAACCUCGCCUACUUGUAUGGUCUUGUUGGCGGCGACCACGCGCCGUAUCUCCUCCAAGCCACCGAAGUCGAGGCGUCGCUCCGACUCGGCGAUUGCUACUACUACGGCAAGGGCGGCGUGGCGAAAGAUGUCCGAAAAGCACUGGCCUACUACGUCCAAGCGAGCUCCGAUGGACUUAGCAUCGGGGCGUACAACGCUGGGUUUCUAUACGAGCACGGCGACCAAGGCGUUGCUGCCGACACCAACCGCGCCGAACGCUACUACAAACGCGCUCUCGAACUCUCCCCGUCGCCCGAGACAUACCUCGUCGUGUACUUGUCGCUGGCUCGCAUGUCGCUCGGGCUCACUUCGUGGUCGACCUCCCGCCUCGUGCCAGUCAUCGACAACGACGCGUCAACGAUCGAUACAGCGCCAUUUUGCACCGUGGCAACGGCUCUCACGGCGGCAACGGUGGUCGGCUUGACCAUGCAUUAUUGGCGUCGGUCAUAAGUUUGCAAAAAAUGUGAUGCUGAUUGUGGGA